AGAGUUAUAUGUAAAACUGUAUUUGUUAUUGAGUUGGGGUCGAAGAAGUGAAAAAAUAUUUGGGCAAAGAUAGAAAUUAAAUUAAUCGUAUCUUGAAAACAAUCCUGUAACAUUGAAUAUAAUCGAAGCAACUCAUUGAAUUAUUUAUAACCAUUUGGGAAAGGAAAACGAAAAUUUAACUGAAACUUAAUUUAAUAACAUCGUAACAAAUAUGUUGUCCCGACUUGUUACCGCUAACACAAUUAUCCACUCUUCUGUCCUCAAAAGUGCUCUACAGAAUGUUCCAAGACGACAAAUCUUGCGAACUUUUGCUGAAGACGCAAAAUUCAAAACAAGAGCUGAAAGAAUUAACGAACGAAUGUCAUUGAAAGAAAGAGCUAUGGCACCUGCAGGUCCAAAUGCUUUUGCAAUCGGCAAAGGUGCAUUAGUUGGUGGAUCAGCAAUCGGUUUGGGUGCAUUAUGCUUCUAUGGAUUAGGAUUAGGAUCAGGAACAAAUACCCUUCAUAACUCGCACUUAUGGCCAGAAUUUGUGAAGCAGAGAAUUCGUGACACGUACAUGUACUUUGGAGCUUCGAUUGCCAUUAGCGCAGGAAGUGCAUAUGCAGUUUUCCGUACUCCAGCAUUAUUGAAUCUCGUCUCACGUUCUGGUUGGUUGGCAAUUCUGGCUACAUUCGCAGUGAUGAUUGGCUCGGGAAUGGUAGCACAAUCUAUUCCGUAUUCACCAGGCUUUGGUGCUAAGCAACUUGCGUGGAUGACACAUUCAGCAAUUAUCGGUGCAGUUGUUGCCCCACUUUGCUUUGUUGGUGGACCCAUCAUGUUGAGAGCUGCUUGGUAUACUGCUGGUGUUGUUGGUGGAUUAUCAACUAUCGCUGUAUGUGCACCAUCUGAGAAGUUUUUGACUUUGGGAGGUCCAUUGGCAAUGGGUCUUGGAGCCGUCUUUGCUGCUUCAAUAGCAAGCAGUUUCUUACCAGCUACAACUGCUUUGGGCGCCGGUCUUUAUUCAAUAAGUUUAUAUGGCGGUUUGCUGCUAUUCUCUGGCUUCCUCCUUUAUGACACACAGAAGAUCAUCAAGCGAGCUGAAAAUCAACCCCUUUAUGGUGGGCAACUUUUCGAUCCUGUCAACAAUUCUAUUUCAAUUUAUUUGGACACAUUAAAUAUCUUCAUCAGAAUUGUAUCAAUUUUAGCUGGCGGUGGUAGUCGCCGAAAGUAAAUUUUAAAAUGUUGAGAAAACAGAAAAUAUUAUUUAAUUAAAUCAACUUGAACUAUUGAAAUUAUUGUCUUGUUCUUUCAAAUCUCGUCUGUGAAAUAAUUUAACAUAAAAAUAUUAAAACAAAGCA
Molecule: messenger RNA, 1337 nt
Organism: Clunio marinus
Lineage: Eukaryota; Metazoa; Arthropoda; Insecta; Diptera; Chironomidae
Source: the annotation of a GenBank genome assembly